Messenger RNA from Archocentrus centrarchus (flier cichlid), 5882 nucleotides. RefSeq names its product phosphatidylinositol-3,4,5-trisphosphate-dependent Rac exchange factor 1 (gene prex1). The coding region runs from base 271 to 5244 and encodes 1657 amino acids. The transcript is spliced from 41 exons. The record is from RefSeq and is a predicted model, not a curated record. NCBI's taxonomy places the organism in Eukaryota, Metazoa, Chordata, Actinopteri, Cichliformes, Cichlidae. Gene Ontology annotation, biological process: G protein-coupled receptor signaling pathway; positive regulation of GTPase activity; intracellular signal transduction. Gene Ontology annotation, molecular function: GTPase activator activity; protein binding; guanyl-nucleotide exchange factor activity. Gene Ontology annotation, cellular component: plasma membrane.
CAGCUCGCCCUCAGCCGGUGCUGCGACUUCGCUCCCUCGGCCGGGCUCUCUGCUGGUUGUUGGGUACUUUUGGUGAACUUUUCUUCCACUGCGCGGUGCGUUUCGCGUGACUGCUCAGGGAGGUUUUUUUUUUUUUUGGAAAACUCCCUGGUGCAAAAAUGGACUGAAGCAACGAGCCAAAAACGUGUGGAUACUUAGAAAUUAAAAAAAGAAAAGAAAAAGGAGAGCUUUUCUGUAGAGAGCGACCUUUCUGAGGGUUGAGUUACCGACAUGGAAGAGGACUACGGGCAUCAGGAGAACGGCAUCCCCGCAGCCAAAGACUCGGACCGACAGCAGCGGCUGAGGCUUUGUGUUUUAAAUGAAAUACUGAACACCGAGAGGGAUUAUGUUCGGACGUUGCUUUUCCUUCAGUCGGCAUUUUUGCACAGACGCAAACAAACUCCAGAUGACCAACAGUGUCUCUCACCUGAACAUGUCAAGAUUCUGUUUUCAAAUAUUGAGGACAUCCUUGAGUUGCAUAAAGAGAUGUUGUCUGCAGUGGAGGCCAGCCUGUCGCCUGAACCUCAGCCUCAACAUGCACUGGGACACGUGUUCCUCCAGUUUAAGGAGAGUUUCUCAGUAUACGGCGAGUACUGCAGUAACCAUGAAAAGGCUUUGCGGCUUCUCAUGGAGCUGAACAAGAACCCCCACAUAAGGGCCUUCCUACUGCACUGUAUGCUGCUUGGAGGGAAGAAAAGCACAGAUAUUCCCCUGGAGGGCUACCUCCUCACUCCCAUUCAGAGGAUUUGCAAGUACCCCCUGCUGCUGAAGGAACUGCUAAAGAGGACUCCAAAGAAGCAUGCAGAUUAUCCUGCAGUGGAGGAGGCUCUGCAGGCCAUGAAGGCUGUCUGCUCCAACAUCAAUGAGACUAAAAGGCAGAUGGAGAAACUGGAGGCUCUGGAACAGCUGCAGUCCCACAUUGAAGGCUGGGAGGGAACCAACUUGACAGAUAUCUGCACGGAGUUGCUGCUUCAUGGAAGUCUCCUUAAAAUUUCAGCAGGCAACAUCCAGGAACGCAUCUUCUUCCUGUUUGACAACCUUUUGGUUUACUGUAAAAGGAAGUCCAGGGUUUCUGGAAAGAAGUCCACCAAGAGGACCAAGUCUAUCAAUGGGCCCCUCUAUUUGUUCAGAGGCCGAAUCAACACAGAGGUGAUGGAGGUGGAAAAUGUGGAGGAUGGGACAGCGGACUAUCACAGCAACAACUACACAGUGACCAAUGGUUGGAAGAUCCACAACACGGCUAAAAACAAGUGGUUUGUCUGCAUGGCCAAAAAUGCUGAGGACAAGCAGAAGUGGCUGGAUGCCAUCUUGAAGGAGCGGGAGCAAAGAGAGAGUCUCAAACUGGGAAUGGAGCGGGAUGCCUAUGUGAUGAUUGCUGAAAAGGGUGAGAAGCUCUACCACAUGAUAAUGAUGUCCAAGAGUCGGCACCUGAUCAAGGACAGGAGAAGGAAGCUCACCAAUGUGCCCAAAUGCUUCAUGGGAAAUGAAUUCGUGUCAUGGCUCAUAGAGAGCGGAGAGAUCAGUAAACCUGAAGAAGGAGUCAACCUCGGACAAGCCUUAUUGGAAAAUGGCAUCAUCCACCAUGUGUCAGACAAGCACCAGUUCAAGAACGAGCAGGUGAUGUACCGUUUUCGCUACGACGAUGGAACCUACAAGGCCCGCAGUGAGAUGGAGGACAUCAUGUCGAAGGGCGUCAGGCUUUACUGCCGGCUUCACAGCCUCCACACGCCUAUCAUCAAGGACAGAGACCACCAUCUAAAAACCUUUAAAUCAGUGGUGCCUGCAAGCAAACUGGUGGACUGGCUGCUCUUGCAGGGAGACUUCACGACCCGAGAGGAUGCGGUGACGCUGGGUGUGGGGCUCUGUAACAGCGGCUUCAUGCACCACGUUUUGGAGAAGAGCGAGUUUAAAGAUGAUUCCCAGUUCUUCCGUUUCUAUGCGGACGAGGAAACCGAGGGAACCGGCACCAAGAGCAAGCAGCUCCAGCGAAAUGACUUCAAACUCAUUGAAAACAUCUUAGUCAAAUCCCUUGUGAUUCACCCCGAGGAGGAAGGCUACGGCUUUGAGAUUGAGGAGAAGAACAAGGCCAUCGUUGUGAAAUCUGUCACCAGGGGCUCACACGCUGAGAUGGCUGGCCUGCAGGUGGGCAGGAAGAUCUACACCAUCAACGAGGACCUGCUGUUCCUCAGGCCUUUCUCAGAGGUUGAAACCAUGAUCAGCCAGUCCUUCUGCAUACGACGCUCCCUGCGGCUGCUGGUUGCCACCAAGGCCAAGGAGAUUGUAAAAAUCCCAGACAACCCAGAGAGCCUGUCCUUCAGACUGAGUGGCUCUGCUCCUCCUCAUGUCCACGCUGUCAGGAAAGGGUGGGAGGCAGCGGCGUCAGGUCUUCAGCCGGGCCAGGUAAUCCUGAAGGUCAAUGGCAACAAUGUCAAUCAGAGCGACUACCAAGAGGUCCUGGAGCACUUCACAGCUCAGCACACUCACCAGGAACCUCUCCAAGCUUGUCACUGGGUGUAUCGUGCUUUUGAGGAUGUGGAAGAGCUACAAAGAGAGAGGGGUGCACAUGAGAAGGAGGAUAGCCCUUUCAAGCCUUGCCCAAUGGAGAACGGCUCUGACCACGAAGAGGACAAAGGCACCAAUGGAACAGACUACACACUGGACAGACUUUCCCUGUCUGAGCUGCCUCUGGUCAGUCUGACAGUUGAUAACGUCCACCUGGAGCAUGGCGUGGUAUAUGAAUACGUGAGCACUGCUGGUAUCAAGAGCCACGUCCUGGAGAAGAUAGUGGAGCCCAAAGGCUGCUUCAGCCUCACUGCUAAAAUCCUGGAGGCAUUUUCCGGUGAUGACAGCCGCUUCGUUCAGAACUGCAGCCAGCUCAUCUCCCAGAGCGACCGGGUUGUUACCAUGCCUCAAUACGAGUUCAGACAAAUCUGCGACACCAAGCUGGAGAGUAUCAGAAAGCGUAUCAGCAACUAUCAGCAGUUUGCUCUGGAACUGAGGAACAAGGUGUGGCCCUCGGUCAGGCAGGCUGGGGUUCGCCCUCACCCAUUGGGCUGCAUGGACUUUGUUCCCACCAACUGCCACGUCAACUUGAUGCAGGUCUCCUACCCCAAAAGCGCUACCACUGCCGGCAGGACUUUCAGCAUCCGUUUUGGUCGCAAAAACUCUAUCUUUGGCCUGGACCCUGACCAAGCACAACUGAACCCCAUGUCCCACACGCAACAUUGCAUGACCAGCAUGGGAGCUCCAUCCUGGAGCUGUUCUGGUUUGGAAGGGGAUGAGGCAGAUGGCAGUGGAGAAUUUAAUGCUGAUGGAGGGGAGGGCUUGAAUGACAGUCGCCACGGAGAAGGAGGCUUGAGUUUCCUGCUCAAACAGGAAGACACGGAGACACAGGAUGCCUAUAUUCACUUGUACAGUCGUUUGGAUGUUGCUGUGAGGGAGAUGAAGCAGUAUGUUGCUCAAAUAGAUGUGCUACUGUCAUCCAUCACUGAGCCUACAGAGCUCCAAGGAGAGGGUGGGGAGCCUCCAGUCGACGAGGAAAGUCAGCCACCCCCUCUGGCCUCCUGCGAGAAUGGCUGUGACCAGGACAAAGGGGAGCAAGGCGGCACUAAAAGAGUCUGCUUUAAGGUGAACGAGGAGGACCAGGAGGACUCUGGCCAUGACACGAUGAGCUACAGGGACUCCUACAGUGAAUGCAACAGCAACAGAGACUCCGUCCUGUCCUACACCAGUGUACGAAGUAACAGCUCUUACCUGGGGAGUGAUGAGAUGGGAUCAGGGGAUGAGCUGCCGUGUGACAUGAGGAUUCCCUCUGACAAGCAGGACAAGCUGCACGGCUGCCUCGAGCACCUUUUCAACCAGGUUGAUUCCAUCAACAGCCUGCUCAAAGGACCCGUCAUGACCAAGGCCUGUGAGGAGACCAAGCACUUUUACUCUGACCACAGCCAGCCAGAGUUUCGCCAGACCGAAGACUGGACCGGUCGCUGUCGGUCCAUUAUCCACAAGCACAUCCAGGAAGACCCCUGGAACCUCCCCAGCUCUAUCAAAAACCUUGUGGAGAACCUGCAGAAAUUUGUGGAUGAUGGAAAGAACCAGCUUCUCCUGGCUCUGCUCAAGUGCACAGACACGUCUUUGCAGCUUCGAAGGGACGUGAUCUUCUGCCAGGCGGCAACGGGCGCCCUGUGCACGCUAGCCGAACAGGUGCUGACGGCAUUGCAUUCCCGGUUCAACAACGCUGGCGAGUACCAGGAAGACAGCAAGGAAACCAGCCGAAAGUGGCUAGAGCAGAUAUCAGUUAUUGGUGUUUUGCUGCACUUCCAGUCCACACUAGCUCCACACCUGAAAGAGGAGCGGACCAUGCUGGAGGACACCAAGGCGGCCCUAUUGGAUUUGGACAAAGUCACUGUGUUCUUCAGGCAACUGGAGGAUGAGUGUCUAGUCACAAACACACCAGUGUGUUACCAGGUGGAGGGCAGCAGACACGCCCUGAGGGUCACGCUUUACCUGGACAGCUGUCACUUCAGUGAGCUGCCCAGUCGGCUGCAAAAUGGAGGCAGCCUCAAACUCCACACCGUCCUCUUCACCAGAGCUUUGGAGCGUCCAGAGGGGGUGUCCCAGCAGGACUGCGUUGCCAUGGAGGAGUUCCAGCAGCGCACCAAUGCUGUCUCACUGGAGAAAGCCAAGGCCUACUACCGCAGACUCAGGGCUUUCUAUUUGGAGAAGUCUAAUCUCCCUACAGACUCCAACACCACAGCAAUGAAGAUAGACCAGAUACUGGGCCUUGAAGUUAGAGACCUUCAACCAAGCAUUUCCAAACUGCUGAGACCCCUCAACACACUGGAUGAGCUUUGUCGACUAAUGCGGUCGUACAUCAACAUGCGCCCGAGUGCCCAAGGCCACCCGUCAGGUGCCAGCGUGCUGUGUGUGUCCUCUGAGCUGUGUAACCGCCUGGGAGCCUGCCACAUCACCAUGUGUGGCACAGGCAUGCAGAGAUGUACUCUAACUGUGACACUGGAGCAGGCAAUCAUCUUAGCCAGGAACCAUGGCCUCAUGCCACGCUGCAUCAUGCAGACCAUGGACAUAAUGCGCAAACAGGGGGCAAGAGUUGAGCUGUCUGCUAAGAAUCUCAAGGUAAUGGACCAGAUGCCUCCAUCAGCUCCAAGGCUCUUCAAGCUAUGCUUGCCACCAUCAGAUGGAGACCUCUAAGAAUACUGUCACUUCAGAGAAGUCAUUAAAGAGAGGGUGAAUGAGGAACUGGAAGAUAUUAGAGAUGAUGGAAGCAAAAGCAAAGGCCAGUGGAAAAAAAAAUCUGCCUCUCCCCAUUGCCCCAGUUACAGAGGGAUCAUUCCAGUGUGGAUCAUUCCAGUCUUCAGAGCACCUACAGUGAGACUGAGGCAACCUGAGGCUUGGAACUAGUUAUGUAUUAUUUUACUGGAGCUAACCAUACAGAAACAUUAUUGUGUUGGAUCUCCUUCCAAACAGAGUUCACAUGAAUGACUUAACUGGUUCAAAAUAUUCACAACAUGAGGAAAAGGGAGGAAAAAAAAAACAAAACAAUAACAGUGGUUAUGUUCACAGUUGAGCUUGUAUUAUUAACUGGAUUAACCAAACUACCUGUAGCUGACUGUCAUCCAAAAUGCAGACGUCAUUCAUUUUGCCUUGGACUGCAAAUUCCAGAGAGCUGUCUGUUUCCCUGUUUGGGCUGGUGUUCCCCAGGGCUCAAUGUGUGGACCCCUUGUGAAGUAGAAUACUUGAAUGCCCUGUUAUUCGUGCAUGAUGCUGGCUUAUUAAAUGCAGAAAGUCAAAGAUUAGACAGAGAGAUGGAAGUAGGGACUGAGGGGCAG